This is a messenger RNA of Rhagoletis zephyria (snowberry fruit fly), 2727 nucleotides long. RefSeq names its product mediator of RNA polymerase II transcription subunit 26-like. Gene Ontology annotation, molecular function: transcription coregulator activity. Gene Ontology annotation, biological process: regulation of transcription by RNA polymerase II; positive regulation of gene expression. The record is from RefSeq and is a predicted model, not a curated record. Gene Ontology annotation, cellular component: mediator complex; core mediator complex. Lineage: Eukaryota; Metazoa; Arthropoda; Insecta; Diptera; Tephritidae.
AUGCUCUUCACCUUGAAAGGCGCCAAGCUUUUUUGCAGGCGUCUCUGCACUUAUUNCCAGGACAGCAAUAUUGGUAUAACAUGUGAUAAUUCAACAUUUCGCCAUAAGGUAAUUAAGCCUGUGAAACAACGUGUAACUCCACUGGAUCAUACAGAAACUUUUAUAAUUGAUCAAUCAUCAAAUUCCAACUCAGAAAGCUUGAUUCUUCCAACAAAUAGUCGACCUUCAAACAUAGCUCCUAUUGUUAUUGAUAUACAGGAUUCAAACUCCGGCUCAAACUUAGUUACUUCGAUACUCAUGAACCCCGCAGUUGGCUGCAAAAUAGCGUCGUCUAAACCAAACAAAGCACAAUCCGCUAACUUAGAUAGCAAACCCAACAUAACUACUUCGGCAUUCCCAUCUUUGAAACAAAAAAAACUCAAAAAGGAGAAAAAACGCAGAGAUAAGGUUGACGUCAAUGCUCAAGGUGGUAUAGAUAACAUCGAUGGUGUCAAAAUGUCUGCUGUAUUAGAUGAAAAUUCAUCCAACCCACAACGUCGUCAGCAAUCUGGGGACAAUGCAGAACAAUUUACGUCCUUUGUUAAGGAAGACAAAUCUCGCUUAGCAUAUCCAGAAAUCCUUUCACUUCUGGAUAACAGCUCAGUUAGCUCUAUGUUUCCUCCAGAAGGCUCUACAAAUCCUGUUGAUGACACAAAUAAAGUAAAGUCAUGGACUAGUAACAGUAGCCAUGCGCCUUUAAACUUAUCAACAUCUGACUUAACUUUCACUGGAAAAUUCAAGCAAGGCAAUACAUUGCCUUCGACAACUUCUGGCAACGAAUUAAUUGUGUUCAAUGCGCACCGUCGCACCGUUUCUCCAAAACAGGUUCCUACAAAUAGCUUUUCAUUACAAACUGGACACUCGGCAACAAAAAUUAUGCCAUGUCGAGAAGUUGGCUCAAAUUCUAAUGACAGCAAUUCGAAUAGUCAAGCUUCUCAAAUGGAUCUCAUCGAUAUAGUUAGUAAUGAUAAAAUUGUGCAUGCUUUUCAGGCCCAAAGAAAACAAGAUAGUUCGAAUCCCCAACAAAAAACAGUUGGGGCUGCAAACAUAUCAACGUCGCAAGCAGUACCAGCACCGGCUAUGGAAGCUACGAUUGUUGCGGCUUCAAAUACUCUUGUUUCGUCGGACAAAAAACUACCUAGAAAGCGAGGUCGUAAAAAAGGAUCUAAGGGUGUUGAUUCUGUUAUUGCAAAAGAGACAAGUCUCACUUCCCAAAUGCUCAUGACAUCUUUGGGUAGUGGAAAUAAAAAGGUCAAAACCACAAAAGAGCUGUAUGCUGAAAUGCAAAACCGAAAAUUAGGUAUAGCCGUCACUUCGUCUUCGCCGACUUCAAGCGGCUGGCCAGUACCACAGCAACAAACCUCUCGUCCCACAUCAUCUUGUUCAGAACCUUCCUUGCAAUCGCCGCACACAUUCGAUGCUUGUUCAACUAAUGCUACUAUGUCUAUCGGGACGACACGAUUUACACCUGAUAAUUUCCUAAAUAAUACACAUGCUGACGAAGGUGAAACUACUAGCGAUACAGUCACUUCAGAACCAUCACGCGAUAGAUCCGCAUUACCUCAGCACUUAAAGCGUUCUUUAUCCAUUGAUAGCAACAGUAAUUCACAAUUCCUUUCUUCAGUAAAAAUUACUGCUAUUCCGCGGUCUACGACCGAAAUGCAAAGUAGUGAUACCGCGAAUCAAAUUGCCGCCGUUGAGAGACAGUUGCUUGAAAUCUUUAAAAAAUUGCCACCUGUACCGAAUAUAACUGCUAUUGAGUUGAAAUUUACGGAAGAAUCAAUACCGUGUACUUGCAAAAUUACUGAAAUUUCUCCAGAAAACCGUGCUCAAAAGGAAUCUAUUAAAGCGCAGGAAGCUGAAAUAGAGACUAUAAAAGUAGUACCUGAGCAAAACAAUAGGCAAAGCGCUUCUCAAGAGCGAACCUUUGAUAAAACGGUUGUAAGGAGUGAGGCAACUGGUGGAAGCACUAUAAUUCCUGGGGUAUCUGAACUAAAGCACAUGCCACAGGAGACGUCUCCAUCACCCUCAACACGUCCAAAGCCUAAAAAAUCCAUAUUCGACCUAGAUUUCGAUGAUGAUGAUGAUCCACUAAACACUUUAAAAGCUGAAGCCGCUGCUGCCAUUUUAGAAAAAGAGAAUGUAGACGAAACUCUUAAAAUUGAAGAGCAAGCAGAACCACAAGUGAGUACCACAGUCGUAAAUCAGUUUGAGUCACAGUUACUCGACUAUAAAAUGUCCAUUGAACAAGCAAUGAUUGAGGAGGCACCAAUGCGUAUAUUUCCCACGUAUGAAGUAGAAGAGGAUCCCCUUUGUAUGGCCAAACAACGUUUCGACAUACAAACGCAAAAAAUUACAAAAUUUCACAUUGAUGCCUUACAUAAUUGCUUCAUACCGAACGUAAACGGUAACUGGGAUAAUGCAAAUAGCACCAUAGGCUCUAAAGUGACACUGGAUGAAGUCAUAGCAGCCGUUGAUGCCGAGACCGGAUAUGUUAUAUCCGAUGGCUGCAAUGUUGUUCCAAAGUACGGUUCCCUUGUGAAAGAACGAAUCCGUAAAGAUUUAAGUCAUAUAAGUUUUUCCAAAAAUUAUAAGUCGAAAAAGGUAACUGCUACCAUGGAGCAAAUGUACGUCGUACCAUUUCUGGGUGUUGCUCGUUCAAUAUUGGUCUUCGAGCCUAAAAAGUAA